Messenger RNA from Drosophila melanogaster (fruit fly), 1253 nucleotides. It is a transcript of the gene to, whose product is annotated as takeout. NCBI's taxonomy places the organism in Eukaryota, Metazoa, Arthropoda, Insecta, Diptera, Drosophilidae. Bases 11 to 760 code for a protein of 249 amino acids. The transcript has 4 exons. Gene Ontology annotation, biological process: circadian rhythm. Gene Ontology annotation, cellular component: extracellular region. The record is from RefSeq and is marked reviewed.
ACGUGUUAGCAUGUUCGCAAUCGCAUUCGCAGUGGUUUUGUGCCUUUUGGUCUCGGUGGAUGCCAAAUUCCCCGAAGAUCCAAAACCUUGUAAGUAUGGUGAUGGCGAAUGUAUCAUGAAGCUGUGCAACACCCUGUUCAGCGAAAACUCGGCGGAGGGGGAUCCUGGUCUGAACCUGAUGCAGCUGGAUCCGUUGAAGGUGGAUCGGAUGGUUAUUAGCCAGGGUGAGAGCUCCAGUCCCGUGGGCAUAACUCUAACCUUCACCGACAAUCUGUUGUAUGGGAUCAAGGACCAAAGGAUCGUCAAAGUAAAGGGUUUCGGAAGGGAUCUCACCGCCAAGCACGAAGUGAAAAUUGUCACGAAAACCUUCUCACUCGUUGGACCCUAUAACAUCCAGGGCAAGGUACUCAUUCUACCGAUCAGCGGAACUGGACAGAGUAACAUGACAAUGGUUAACGUCAGGGCAAUCGUCAGCUUCUCGGGCAAACCGCUGGUGAAGAAUGGGGAGACCUACCUGGACGUUACCGAUCUGAAAAUAACGAUGAAGCCGGAGUCCAGCCACUACCAUUUCAGUAAUCUGUUCAAUGGGGACAAGGCGCUGGGUGACAACAUGAAUGUCUUCCUCAACGAAAACUCGGAGGCCAUUUACAAGGAGACGGCCAAAGCAAUCGACCGAUCCUUUGGCAAACUUUACCUGGGCGUCGUCAAAGGUGUGUUCUCCAAACUGCCGUAUGCCAAGUUUUUUGCGGAUGAAUCGUGAGUUAGCUCUUCAAAGUGGGCAGAGUCCACAUAAAGAUACUAGAUCAUGUUGUUUGCGUACUGACAGAUCUAAGUUUUGAGGCUAGCAAUCAUCAUUAGGUUUAAUGGAGUUCGUGUUUCGCGUUUGAAAGUGAGAACACAAGUAACUACUAUUAAGCCAUCUCAGCUAAAUAAUCUGUAAGUGUUGUGUGGCAAUAAAAGUUACAUAUAUGUAGUUAGCACAUUGUAAAUUAUUUAUAAGUGAUACAAAGAAUUCUGUAAAAUACCAUAAAAACAUUUAAAACUAUGACCCAUUAUUAAUUAAGUUACAGUGAGUGGAACCCUAUAGAUCAGGUUGAUCCAAAAGAUGAAGGACCGCCUGAAAGUAUGUGUUAUUCGCGCGCGGAGAUUCCGAAAGGCAGGGAAUAUCUGUAACUGGAAAAGGCAGUUACAUUAAAAAAAAGCUUGAUAAACAAUCUUUGUUGACUUAGCCAUUAAUUAGACGUUGAAACGGG